Molecule: messenger RNA, 2279 nt
Organism: Pimephales promelas (fathead minnow)
Lineage: Eukaryota; Metazoa; Chordata; Actinopteri; Cypriniformes; Leuciscidae
Gene: prkab2
Product: protein kinase, AMP-activated, beta 2 non-catalytic subunit
Biological process (GO): signal transduction
Cellular component (GO): nucleotide-activated protein kinase complex; cytoplasm; nucleus
Molecular function (GO): protein kinase binding
Source: RefSeq, a predicted model, not a curated record
GUCGCCUCGCCGUAGCUGUCAGGUUGCAGUAUGUUGUUAAAGUUCAGCCGAUCGCAGCAUUGGAAAUAAUAUUCAUUCUUAUUCGUCUACGUGAAGCUGCUUGCAGAGCAUCAUGGGAAACACCAGCGAGCGUGUGUCCGAGCGGCACGGGGCGAAGGCUCAGCGCUCAGACAGCGGAGGACACAAAGACCUGGAGCCGGGGAAAAUGAUGGACAGCACCGACGACCCCAAUAUUUUCAACACACACGGGCCGGAAUCUAAAGCCGCGGGCGAGAAGGACUUCGGCCCAGAUUUAGAGGAUAUGGUGAAGACGUGUUCUCAGGCUCGACCCACCGUGAUCCGCUGGGCUGGAGGAGGGAGAGAGGUUUACAUCACCGGCUCCUUCAACAACUGGAGCUGCAAGAUCCCGCUCAAUAAGAGCCAUAAUGAUUUUGUAGCCAUCUUGGACCUGCCUGAGGGCGAACAUCAGUACAAGUUCUUCGUUGAUGGCCAGUGGCUUCAUGACCCGUCUGAGCCCGUGGUCACCAGUCAGUUGGGCACCAUUAACAAUCUGAUCCAUGUGAAGAAAUCCGAUUUCGAGGUGUUUGACGCACUGCAGGUGGACUCUCUGGAGUGCUCCGACACGUCAGAUCUGUCCAGUUCUCCGCCUGGGCCGUACAGUCAGGAGGUGUACAUGUUCAAACCCGAGGAACGCUUCAAAGCUCCACCGAUCCUGCCUCCACACCUGCUGCAAGUCAUCCUCAACAAGGACACCAACAUCUCCUGUGAUCCUGCCUUGCUGCCAGAACCCAACCACGUGAUGCUGAAUCAUCUGUACGCGCUCUCCAUAAAGGAUGGUGUGAUGGUUCUCAGUGCAACUCACCGUUAUAAGAAGAAAUAUGUGACGUCUCUUCUGUACAAGCCUAUUUAAUGAGCUCUGGAUGCAUCUACAGUCUGAGAUUGCACUAUUAACCUGCGAAACGUACAGCGGAUCUGUCAGCUGGAGACUUCAACAGUGUGUGUGCGUGUGUGUGUGUGCGCGUGCAUGUCUUUUAUCUACCGUCAUCACAGGGACAUCUGAGCAUCUUAGGUGCAGUAUUUUGCGAUUGCAAUCCAGAUUUUUUCUGUCUAAAGCGCUUUAUGAAAUUCUGCAAAACACACACAGGGAGAUUAUAAUCAAAAGCCAGUUCAAGUUUUGAGUUUUAGCAUAGAUUAACUUUAAAUACAAUGUUCUUCAUUCUAAGCUUUUAUAGUCCUAAUUCAUUUUAUAAACCGAGUGAAAGACUUGCGUACGUGUCGUUUCCGGAAGGAAAGCAGGUUUCAGCCACAGUGGCGUUGAGUUUUUGCUCCCACAGAACCGUUGGCUUCGUCGCCACUGAUGGAUGUGCUUUGAGCAGAGUCACUAUGGUAGGAUUUCAACAAUACAAAACUUCAGGAGUGCACUGAACCGAUUAAAAACAUUUACAGCGGCAUCACAGAAUGUCUCAAACAGAUCUGGACUGAGUUUGUGGAGUUUUACUGCAUGUGGUUUUAAUUUCACCUUGAUGCUGUACAGACGAGCACUUUAUCUGUGCUUCACUGUGACAGACAAACAAGCUUUCUUUGUUUUAUUGAGCAGGAAUGUAUUUUUGCAUCUGUUAAAUGUUAUUUAUUUGAUACACAGACGCUAUUGGCCAAAAGGAUGUGGACCCCCAGUAUCGGCUGGCUUGUUCCAGUGUUUCAGCGAACCUGCGCUCGGGUCAUUGUUGCGCUAGAAGAGAAAACAAAGUUUUACCUGUAAUUUUAAGACUCAUUUUUGAUAGAAUUGACCCACGUUAAUUAAGAACUGGGUGUCUACAUGCGAUUGGCCAUAUAAUGUACGUGUUUGUCUUUAAAUACGCGUGGUGUGAAGUGGUUGGUGUUAUUAUUUCUGGCCAUCAUCAAUAUUAAAUGUUGAAACAGAAUGUUAUCAGGACCCAACCUGAACUAUUUUAUUUGAGGUUGAUGAUGAGGAAGGUGUAGUUUGUUCAUAAGGAUAGUGUGGGGUUUCCAUUCACUCCAAAGGUAAUGACGUAAUAUGGUGUUAAGUGUGAUAUCCCAAAGGAAAGUUGCUCAAAACAUGAUUUUCAUGAGGAAACGGCAACAUCACAGCUUUAAAUGCUUUUACGGGAUAUUGUUUCGAGGGGAAAUCCACGAACUUGAACUUUUUUCUUUUAUCAUAUGUACUGAUAAUAAAUCAUGUGUUGAUAAACUAUGCAUUAGAUGAUGGGUGUGUUGCCGUCAAAAAUAAUAAAGGAAACCAUUCUGGUUGAUUUGAUCCA